UCGCGUUCGACCGUUUGACGACGUAUUGAUAAAAACAAAAAAAAAACCAUAAUAUUAUUCGACAAUAUUCGUCAUUUGUUCGUCAGUUUGUCUCGAAAAACAAACAUUUGUUUUAUUAGUUUAAACAUUUUUUAUUUGCAAGUAGUGCGUACAGGUGCAGCCUUGGAGAUGGAUCACAGAUGAUGACAAUAUUGUAUACGAAAUAUUUAUUGACGAUUCUGAUUAUAUUACCUUUAUAAACACUGAAGGUACAAAUUGUCUUAAAAAAUGGUGGCCAGAGGAGGAAAAACGAGAUUAAUUGGUUUCAUUUGCAUGGUUUUUGUUUUUUCUGCCGUGCUGUAUGUGUUUCAUGAAACGCAAGUGGAAUUAGAUGGCGUCCGUAAUUCGGCAUCCUCUUGCACACAUCAGCUAGAGUCAUUAUCGUCUCAAUUACAAGUUAUCGUUGAACAUAAGCUUAAAUUGGAGAGGUCAUUGGAAGAAGAAAAACAUGAACAUCUAAAAACCAAGGAGGACCUUAAUGCAGUCAUUCAAGAUGAGAAACAGUUGCGUGAUAAACAAAAUGUUGACUCUAUGAAUCGAUAUAGCGAGAUAGAACGAAAUCAUGAAGUAUUACAGGAAGAAGAUAAAAAUUUAAGAGAAGAAUUGGAAAAAUUGAAAUUAAAAUACUUGGAAGAAGAAAAGAAAAACAAACAACUUACUCAAGAAUUGAAUGAUGCACAAAACAAAAUACAAAAUUUAAUUGAAAAAGUUAAAUUAGAAAGUGGAAAAGAAAACUUAGAAAAUGACCAAAAUAAUAACUUACAAAAAUCAAAUGAAUUAUCAGAUAUAAAAUUUAUUCAGAAAUCAAAUGAUAUUAUGAAUGUUACAAAAUUAAAAAGUGGUUCAGUAACUCCAGCCAUUAAUCCACAAGCAAUCGACGGAGCUACUGCUAAGAGUUCAACUCCAAUGCAAAGUUCUAAAGUGAAUUCUACAAUCAAAUCAUUACCUAUUGAAAAUGAUGGAGCGAAUCCAAUUAAUCAGCCUAUUAUUAUAGACAUCAGCUCUGAUAAAGUACCCAAUAAUGCUUUGGUCCCACAAAAUGAUACUAGUUUAACACAAGAAUCUCAAGUUGGUGGAAAUGAGUCCAUGAAAGCUAUGCCUGCUCCACCUCAAGAGGAGACUGUUAAGAAAGAUUCAUUAAAUAAGUAUAGUAAUGAAGAAGACAAAAUAUCAAAGCAAAAAAAUAAUUCCUAUAAAUAUGAAUAUGAACAAGAACGUUUCAAAGAAGAUGGUGAGAUAGACAAUGAUGAAGACAUGAAUGAUUUUGAUACAAGAGAAGAUGCAAAUCAACAUGCAAAUAAAUAAAUGUAUUUAUAAUUACAAUUUAAGGUACCUUUAUCAUAAAGUUAAAUAUUUAAAUUAUGAUAGCUAUUAAUUGUAUUUUUCUUUUUUUAAUUUAACGUGAUAAUCACUGAUCUUAUUUUUAUAAAAUCGAAAUUAAUAUGCAGUUGAUAAGUAAUUGUUUAUUAAUUUUUUUUUUAUUGAAUCUAACAUGUAUUCUAAAUACUAAAAUAAGAAAUGAAUGUAUCAUUGUGUCAUACUUAAUGUUAUUCAACCAGCUCAAAUUAUAAAAUUAAUUUAUGGUUGAAACUUAAAAUAGUAGUAUUAGUUUAUUGUGAAGUGGUUUGAUCUAUAAUUUUUCAAAAUAGUUUUAUACUUUCAUAUAUUUUUUCUUAUUUGGAUGUAAAUAAAUACUAUAAAAUAAAAUGUCUAUAAUAAUAUAUAGCAAAUAAAGUUGUGUCAAUGUAUCAUAUUAAAUGUUAAUUUAAACCUUACAAAAUAUUUGAAAUAGUUUUUAAGUAUUAAUUAUGUUAUAUACUGCUUUUCAAAAAAGAAUAUACCGCUUUUGCACAUGUCAAAUGAUUUGUUUGGUGCGCUUAGAACCAUGUGAUCACGCUAACAAUGGGCAAUUGGUGGGGGAUGCGCGCCACCAGACAUAAAUUGUUCGCUGACCGGUACGUUCUCUUUUGAAACAGUGUAUAGUCCAGAUUCUAAAUUAAAGUGUUCUAUAAAAUGUCUGUAAAAAUUUUAUAGGAAUACAAUGGUCGUAUAUAAUUUAUUAGUAAGCACUUCAAAAAUUGUAAUCUUUUAUAAUAUUAUAAUAAUUAUUACUAUUAUUUAUUGACUAACCUUAAUAUAAUAUUUUGAUGUGUGGCAUAAUAUUACUUGAUUAAGAUUUAAGAACAUAAUAAUAAUAUAAUACCACUUUAAAAUGUUAUUUAUUAACGCUAUAUGAGCUCAAAAUAGAAGGAAUAAUCUAUUACAUUUAUUCUGUGACAAGAAUAUUCAUGCUGUUAAAGUACCCAUAAUUAUUUAAGCAAAUAUUAUAAAUAAUAGUAAUAAU
Messenger RNA from Acyrthosiphon pisum (pea aphid), 2383 nucleotides. Its product is annotated as Golgi integral membrane protein 4. The transcript has 11 exons. Gene Ontology annotation, cellular component: Golgi apparatus; Golgi membrane. The record is from RefSeq and is a predicted model, not a curated record. Bases 268 to 1344 code for a protein of 358 amino acids. NCBI's taxonomy places the organism in Eukaryota, Metazoa, Arthropoda, Insecta, Hemiptera, Aphididae.